Messenger RNA from Racocetra persica, 277 nucleotides. Lineage: Eukaryota; Fungi; Glomeromycota; Glomeromycetes; Diversisporales; Gigasporaceae. The record is from the annotation of a GenBank genome assembly.
GACUGCACAAAGGCAUGUUUGGAAGCUAAAAGUGUCGAGGAAUGUGCUCGUCAAUGUGUCCAUAGCUCUUCUAACAAACUUCUCGAUCGUCGCGGCAAUUCGCACUGUUGCGAAAAAUAUCGUGGAUGGGGCUUUUCUAACGAAAACAGGAUAGUUGAAGUGUGUUAUAAUCUCUUUUCCCAGAAAGAUAAAGAACCAUGUAAAGGUUAUACAUGUGUAAAACCUUGCGGUUUAAAUAAGGGAUGCUAUGGAAAAUGUGCGGCGGCAGCUUUUUCCU